This is a messenger RNA of Emys orbicularis (European pond turtle), 507 nucleotides long. RefSeq names its product cell cycle regulator of NHEJ (gene CYREN). The record is from RefSeq and is a predicted model, not a curated record. Gene Ontology annotation, cellular component: cytoplasm; nucleus. Gene Ontology annotation, biological process: double-strand break repair via nonhomologous end joining; negative regulation of double-strand break repair via nonhomologous end joining. The coding region runs from base 73 to 507 and encodes 144 amino acids. NCBI's taxonomy places the organism in Eukaryota, Metazoa, Chordata, Testudines, Emydidae. The transcript has 4 exons.
AAUGAGUCCUGUCAUGCAGUCCCGGGCUACAGUGGGACCCUUUUAAAAACUGCUUCACUCUUGGCAGGAGAGAUGGAAAGUGCUGUGUGGAAGGCAAAGAAGAGGGUCCUCCCGCCAUGGAUGGCAGCAAGGGAAGUGGAGCCAAGAAAGACUAUGUCAGCAGUGAGAGCCAAGAGGGCGAAGAAGCCAGCUGUGGCAAGGACCGUGACUAUCUAUUGUAUGAACGAAGCGGAGCUGGUGGAUGUGGCAUUGGGGGUCCUGGCUGAGAAUUGUAAAUACAAGGAAAUGGAGGGGAACGUUCCAUCUGAAACCGAAGGGGAGCAGGAAGGCCAGCAAACGCCGACGGAGCCUCAAUGGAGUCCAGCAAGCAGUGGCGGGGCCAGCACCCCCAGGCCAGGCCCCGGGCCCCACGCUCAGCCAGAUGCUUUGGGCUGUGCUAGCAGGACAGACACGGAGGACGACGAGGAUGAUGCUUUGAAAUACGUCCGGGAGAUAUUUUUUAGCUAA